Molecule: messenger RNA, 2107 nt
Organism: Alnus glutinosa
Lineage: Eukaryota; Viridiplantae; Streptophyta; Magnoliopsida; Fagales; Betulaceae
Product: protein pleiotropic regulatory locus 1
Exons: 17
Coding region: 128-1573 (481 amino acids)
Biological process (GO): mRNA splicing, via spliceosome
Cellular component (GO): catalytic step 2 spliceosome; precatalytic spliceosome; Prp19 complex
Molecular function (GO): protein binding
Source: RefSeq, a predicted model, not a curated record
CUUUUUGUCGAGCUUGGUGGCUAGGGUUAAGCCUCUCUUUCAAAAACCGUCCGACUUGGGCGAGAAGGGGCACAGAAGUGACUAGAACCCCCUAGAACUCUCUCAGAGUAACCGCUGAGCCUGGAAGAUGCCAGCGGCCGCGGUGGAGAUGGAGCCAGUGGAGCCACAGUCACUAAAGAAGCUCAGCUUCAAGUCCCUCAAGCGAGCCCUCGAUCUCUUCUCUCCUCUCCAUGGCUACCUCGCUCCUCCUGACCCCGAGAGUAAAAAAAUUCGCAUGAGCCACAAGGUAAGCCUCGAGUAUGAAGGACUCAGAGCCACAACGACGAGCCAACCAUCUCGGGAGGCUAAUGUCGUUCAACCUCCGGUGCCGCCCAAUACCCUUGCUCUUCCAGGUCCAGACAAUUCUAGUGAUCACCAGAAGGGAGGAGCCCAAAAUGCUCUAGUUGUUGGUCCAUCUAUUCAACCAAAGGCACUGAAUGAUGUAGGUUUACCGGGCAAAAGCACUGUAGUUUUUUCUGCUUUGGGGUCAACUGAAAGGAACUUAUCCACGUCCGCUAUAAUGGAAAGAAUCCCAAGCAAAUGGCCACGUCCUGUAUGGCAUCCUCCAUGGAAGACCUACCGGGUCAUCAGUGGCCACUUGGGAUGGGUGAGAUCUAUUGCAUUUGAUCCAAGUAAUACAUGGUUUUGUACUGGCUCUGCAGAUCGCACAAUCAAGAUAUGGGAUGUGGGAAGUGGAAGGCUAAAACUCACACUAACAGGACACAUUGAACAAAUACGAGGCCUUGCUGUCAGCAGUAAACAUACAUACAUGUUUUCUGCUGGUGAUGACAAACAAGUUAAAUGUUGGGACCUUGAACAGAAUAAGGUUAUCCGGUCUUAUCACGGUCAUCUAAGUGGUGUUUAUUGCUUGGCUCUUCAUCCCACUAUUGACAUUUUGCUGACUGGGGGACGUGAUUCUGUCUGCCGGGUCUGGGAUAUUCGUAGCAAGUCGCAAAUAUUUGCUCUCUCUGGCCAUGAUAACACUGUUUGCUCAGUGUUUACUCGACCUAUGGAUCCACAAGUUGUUACUGGCUCCCAUGACUCGACCAUCAAGUUCUGGGACCUCAGAUUUGGGAAAACAAUGUCAACUCUCACCCACCAUAAAAAGUCGGUGCGAGCAAUGGCAGUGCAUCCCAUAGAGCAUUGUUUCGCAUCUGCAUCAGCUGACAACAUUAAGAAAUUUAACCUUCCAAAAGGGGAAUUUUGCCACAACAUGCUCUCGCAGCAAAAAACUAUAAUCAAUGCAAUGGCUGUCAAUGAGGAGGGUGUGUUGGCUACAGGAGGUGACAAUGGGAGUUUGUGGUUCUGGGAUUGGAAGAGUGGUCACAAUUAUCAGCAAGCCCAAACAAUUGUACAGCCUGGCUCGCUGGAUAGUGAAGCUGGUAUCUAUGCAAUUUCCUACGACCUAACUGGUUCGAGGCUUAUUACUUGUGAAGCUGACAAGACAAUUAAAAUGUGGAAAGAAGAUGAGAAUGCUACGCCAGAAACUCAUCCCCUUAAUUUUAAACCACCUAAAGAUAUUCGGCGGUUCUAGAGGUCUUCCUACUUUUUGCUCUGGUUGGUCGUAUCGUGCAGCUUCACAUUGAUUUGGCAAAUGUGAAGCAAAGUUUGUCGUGUAAUCUGGGUACAUGAUUUUAGCAUACAUGCUGCUAAUUGCUUCUGUUAACCAGAGAGUAUGCAGGGGCUGUCUGGGAAAGAAUGACCUAUGGGCGGAAAAUUCCAAAAAUCUGCACAAAUUUGGUUUAGGAAGAAGUUUGCUAAAAUACUGACAGAUUUGGCCGUUCUUGUAGAUCAAUUGUAUUGCUAGUUUUCUUUUGGGUUGAUGUGGCUUAAAGUUCAGAUAAACAAUUCAAACAUUUGGCUGACUCCGAAGCUUUUUUGAAGUGAUGGAUGAUAGCCUGAAGUUGGGUUGUAAAUUACGGAAGUUUGGGUUAACAGAAAUUUGGUAUGGCUUGAGAGAAGGAUAUUUCAAUUUCAGUAAUCAAUAGGAAAUGUGAUUAUAGAUUUUGUAAUCUAUUAAAUUAGGCACAUUUGAGAAUAGUUCUUCGAUAAUAACAAUUUUAUCUUA